UGCAGAUGCUGUCGCUCCGGCACCUCACUCCCCCGCCCUCUUCACCCAACCGAAUCCACCGUGCUCCGCCCCCGCCUCGCCGCCACCUCAUUCCGCCAGUAUCACGGUGCUCAAGCAGGAGGACGCCGAUGGAGAUCAGGGAGACCGCCGGUCAGUCCGCCGACGAGGCCGCCACCCAGGCGUUCAUGCCGGACGCCAGGGCGUACUCGGUCACCACCUCCCCCAUCGCCUGGGACGUCAGUGACCAAGAAGCGGCGUCCGUCUGCCUGUACGGGAGCCGACCUCACGUCGCCGGAUCUCGGCGUGCAAGGCUGGAAGCGAUGUUCAAAGAGGAAAGCACCAUGCACAAGAAGGUGAACCAAGAUGUCAACAGACUCCACAAUGAGCUGAUGACGGACACACUUGUUGAUGAUCCUGGAGAAAAGUCAAAAAACAGAGUUCAUCAACCCUUGCCCAUCAUUGGGAUGGUAGCGAUAGGCAAGACUACCCUCCUGAUGUGUGCGUGCCGGGAUUUUGACCCGGACAGAAUGUUUCUCAAGACCUAUGGCAAGGCAAUACUACGCAGCAUAUUUAAUCGAGUCAGGCAGCAGUGCUUGAACGAAUGUUUUGCCUCGUACCAAAGUAUCAGAAGAAAUAUAAAGAAUACAAUUGAUUUCAUGCUGCGCAUCGACAAGGAAAAAAUUAUCUGGAAAAAAGGAAUCGACAUGGACAUCAUGUGGUGUAUUGUUGACACCCUUGCUGAACAAUAUAAGCAUAGCCAAUUUUCAGCUGGCCCCGACAUUCACCAUUCAACUUCCAAUCCGUUCAUAUGUGUGAAAAGGUGUACCAGCGUGCGCCGCAAGCCCGUGCAAAAGCCGCUGUUCACGAAGAGUUUAGGGACUGAAGGUGUGAAUUUCAGCGUCACCGAUAGUUCACUGCAGAAAGGAGCAGAUGUCAGCGGCAGGACACGAUGCCCUGAAGUCGAUACAAGUUUUUGUUCUCCUUCAUGUGAACUUGACUUACACCGUGUUUGCUCGAUGGAUGGCUUCAAUCUACUUCUUGGCCUAUACCGUGUUGAUCCUAUUUGUGUAUUCAAUGGACAUAGCAUCUUGGCUUUAGUCACACUUUUAUCAUUGGUAAGUGAUUGCAGCAAGGCCACAGUGAACACACGACACUACCGCAUUAGGAAGAGUAGACAGAACAAGGGCUGCAGGGUGGUAUCAAGGCAAUGCUUGGCUCAGAAGACACAAAAUCAUAAACGGGGUGACACAAGGGCUGCAUUUCAAAAGAAUCGACGUCUCGCCUCCAGAUCUGAACCUGUAGCUGCCGACAACUCGAGCUUACUGACUCCUGACAGUACACCUGAGCGACCCUGGCGUGUUGCAUCUGCUGCCCCGCAGCAUAUGACAGGAUACCUCAAAUAUUUGAUCGACUACAUGCCAGCCUCCGGCGAUCAGUUUAUCGACACGCCGACUAUGGGGCAUAUGCCAUUCCAUGGCCGCGGAUCGGUGAACACCACGAACAUGACCCUGCGAGAUGUUCUGUACGUCCCAGGGCUUGAGGCCAACCUCGUCUCCACUGGCCAGCUCGCCGAGCUUGGCUACACCAUAUCCAUUGGUCCCUACGGGUGUCGUGUAUACAAGGACGACGAGGGCAUGGAUCUUGUUGGAAAAGCGCAUUACGUCGAUGGCCAUCUGCUGGAGCUGGAUUUCCUCAGGGUUUAGGGCUUCCACCAACUCAUCCACAGGCCUGUGCCUGCUACUACUUGAUUUCAGAGUAUAUAUAUGAGCUGUGUAUUUGUAACUGUAUGAUUUGUAACAAUUCCACUAUAUUAGCUAUGUAUUUGUAUGGUUGUGUGAGAGAAUUCACACACCACUAGCGCCUUUACUGAAUGUACCUCUGUUUGAUGUGGCUGUGUAUGCACCACUGUUCGAUACGAAAUAUGUAUUUACAGUUCAUCCACCCACCUCACGGUGGACUAUAUAAGUUGGAUUAUUGUGUUG
Molecule: messenger RNA, 1982 nt
Organism: Triticum urartu
Lineage: Eukaryota; Viridiplantae; Streptophyta; Magnoliopsida; Poales; Poaceae
Source: RefSeq, a predicted model, not a curated record